AUGGGUGCUGAACGGCUGGAAAACGCAAAUCCGACGAUAUUUUCGCAAAAAGUGCGCUCGAGAGCUCCAACAGCGAGCGAACUUGACGACAGCGUUGUUGAUCCAAUUAAUGCGAAUGAAAUUUUCGAGCUGAUUCGCGAUAUUAAUGAUCCCGAACAUCCGUACACCUUGGAGCAGCUCAACGUUGUCCAGGAGGAAUUAAUCAAAGUUUCCGAUAAUGACGAGCAAAUUUUUGUGAAUGUGAACUUCACGCCGACAAUUCCACACUGCUCGAUGGCGACGUUGAUUGGUUUAUCGAUUCGUGUGAAGCUUUUGAGGUCAUUGGCGAAGAAUAUUAAAGUACGAGUACAGAUAACACCGGGAUCUCAUAACAUGGAAGAAUCAAUCAACCGUCAAUUGGCUGACAAAGAGCGUGUGGCUGCUGCAUUGGAGAAUCAAGGCUUAAUGUCGGCUGUCAAUCAGUGUUUAGCUGUUCGUGAUUAUUAG
Molecule: messenger RNA, 486 nt
Organism: Caenorhabditis bovis
Lineage: Eukaryota; Metazoa; Nematoda; Chromadorea; Rhabditida; Rhabditidae
Source: the annotation of a GenBank genome assembly